Molecule: messenger RNA, 5434 nt
Organism: Melanaphis sacchari
Lineage: Eukaryota; Metazoa; Arthropoda; Insecta; Hemiptera; Aphididae
Product: centrosome-associated protein 350-like
Exons: 20
Coding region: 227-5392 (1721 amino acids)
Biological process (GO): microtubule anchoring
Cellular component (GO): centrosome
Molecular function (GO): microtubule binding
Source: RefSeq, a predicted model, not a curated record
AAUAAAAAAUCUAAAAUUUGUUUAAAAUAUUUCAUCUUACGUUUUUAAUUUUCAUAUAUUACAGCGUAUUAUGUAUUAUUAAACUAAAACUUCAAUGAUGAAUGAUUGAUCUCGCUCUGCAAAACUAAUUCAUUAUAUACAUUUUAACUUUAGGAUAUGUCUAUUCAAGGAAAUUUUAAUUUCAGUUUAUAUCAAUAACUUCUAAUAAACUAAAUAAAUCAAAAAUAUGAUUCAUGUAUCAGAAGCUAUAAUUAUGGGAGAUACCUGUAAACAAAUAUCUAGACCACAUUUACCAACAGUUAAAGAUACAGUUCAAAUUUUAAGUAAGCCAAUUAAAAAACCAUCAAUUCCUACAGUAAAUGAAACUAUUCUGCUUAAUGAACAAAGUACACUUUCAAAAAACACUAAAUCUAUAGAAACAAAAUUAUUCAUUGAAAAAAAGAAAAAAGAAAGAACAGAAAAAUAUAAAUCAGAUUUAUUAGAAAAAAAAAAAUUGGCAGAAGAACGAAAAAAAAAAUUAGAUCAGUUACAAAAAACUACAAAAGAACUUGCUAAAGCUUCUGUCAAGCAAAAAAUGGAUCAAACAAAGUCACCUCCACCAUCUAAAGUUAAAAGUCUUAAAAAACCAUCGGAAUGUCUUAAAAAUGAACAAAAAAAUUUAAUAAAAGAUUUUAAAAUUACAGAUGAAUAUAACAAUAAUACAAAAGAUGUGGAUCAAACAUGGUUGCCUCCACCACCUAAAGCUAAAUAUCGUAAAAAACCAUCAGAAGCAUUCAGAAAUGUACAAAAAAAGUCAAUAAAAGAUUUUAAAAUUACAGAUGAAUGUUCAAAUGAUACAAAAGAUGUUAUAAAUGCAUGUACAUCUUCAAAAAAAGCAAGUAAUAUUUCAACAACAGAAUUAAUUGAACAAAAACCUCAAAAACGUGAAGUUACCAAACCUGAAAAUUUAUUUUCUAAUUUAAAAUUUAAUGAUGAUUAUCAAUUAUUUGAUAUUUCAAUGUCUAAACUAAUUGACACUAAUACUUCUUUCGUUCAAAAAGAUAAUAAUGAUGUGACAUUUUCAAAUGAAUCAUGCCAUGACAAUGAAAAACAAUCAGGCGAUAAUGCUUAUUUAGAUAAAGAGACAUUGACUAUGGCUGAUAUUAAUAUGAGUACAAAACCUUCGGACAUUGUAAAUAAUAGUACUAAAUUACAUACAGGCUUACAGUUGCCUAUUAAAUCACAUGAGGAAAUUAUGAAAAGUAUUGACCAUUUAGAAGAGCUUCAAGAAUUAUUGUUUGAUCAGUGUUUGCCAGUUAAAAAGUGUAAUUCAGAAUCCACUCAAACUAAGAGUCAUGAUAAAAUAUUAUCAAUUUUGACUUCAAAAUCUCCUCCACCUCCGUUGAAUUUUAUUUCAGUAUUAAAAUGUAAACUUAAUUUACAACAACCAGAAAACAAUAAUUUAAAAUUUUAUGAACCUGCUGUUGAUUUAAAUAUAAAUGAAUGUACUAAUGAAAAUAAUCUUGAUUCUACUAAAUUUAACAAACAGGAUGUAUAUGUUUACGAUGAAGAAACAAAUUUACCUAAUAUCAACCAUAUUGAACCAAAAAAUUGUUUAGAUAGCUAUAAACCUUCAUUAAUUGAUGAACCAAUUAAACCAAAAUCUAAUAACUCAUUUUUGAUUGAAAUGAGUAAAAAUAAUAACCAUGAAGAAAAAGUAAAUGCAAUAAAUAAUGACAAACUAUUUACUAAGCUGAAUAUAAUAACUAAUGAAGAUAUUAAACAAGUUUUAAAAAAACUUAAUUACGACUUUGAUUUGUUGACAAAAAACAAUUGUUCUAAUUAUUCAAAUAAUUUACAUAAUACUUCCAUAAGUUUAAAACUUAAUGAAAAUAAUACAAAUAAUAGAUUAUCCAAUACUUUUCCUGAAAUCCAUGAUGAAUUCCAAGCAGAACUGAAUACUCUCGACCAAUUAAAUAACUCUUUAUGUGAUAUUGAAAGAAUGAGUUGCGACACAUCAAUAAAAACGAAUGAACAAUCUAUUGAACUGAAUGAUGACACUAAUUUUAAUGAUAAUGAUAUUCCUACACCAUUUUCCAAACUAAAUGCUCUAUCAUCUAAUAUGAUGGGCGUAGAUAAAACAAUAACUGGCUUUUCUAUUCAAAUGUUUGAACAAUUAAUGAAGGAUGAAAAACUUAGGGCAAAACAACACCAUACUAUACUUAAUUUAAGAGAAAAAUCUUUAACUAAUCGUUUGAAGUGGGAAGUUACUAUGUAUGACCUUCAAGUGAAAAAUUUCAAAAACAGACCAGGUUAUGAAAAACAGUUUCAGUUGUUCAAACAAAAACAAAGAGGUACUGUAAAAAAGUUGGAACACUCCUUGUCACAAGUAAAACGACUCGGUAGAGUAAUUGAUUCAGUAUAUAAGCAACGUUUUAUAAUGCUUGAAGAACAUAUACAACAUUUAAGAAACCAAUCUUCAUCUAAAAAAGUUAUGCGUAAAUUAAAAAGCUUAGAUCAAUUUCCAAAGAAAGAAGAACAUGGUUGUCGAUCAAUUAAUUCUCAUAUUUUUAAGCAAUUUGAUAAGUCUGACUUUUUUGAUAGUAUUGAUAGUGAACAUGAUAUCAUUAAUCCAGAUGAAUCAAAAAACAAUACUUUUCCAACAAAGUUUAAAAUGGAUAAAUCUAUAAUUAUAUUAAGAAAUCAAGCAACUUCUCCUAUUAGUGUUGAAACAAAUACUUUAAAUCAAGUUCAAAAUGUCGAAGUUCAAACAGAUGUUAAAUAUUCUUCACAGUCCAUCAUUGAUAAAGCUAUACAAACCUCUAAAACAAAAUGUAACUAUACCAAUAACGUAAAUAUACAAUCAUUUAAUCCUGUUGAUUUAUCUUAUAAAACUGAAGUAUUUGAUGCAAAUAAAACCAAGGAUAAAAGAUCAUUGUCUCCAAUUUUACCAACAAGUCCUGUUAAAUUGAAACAUCUUUCAGAAACAUCAAAUAGUACAAAUUCAGAACAGAGUGACCUGGAUACACGGAUAAUAACUUUACAAGAACAACUUGAAGCUAAAAAGUUAGAAUCUUCUAGACUAAAAAAAGAACAAAAAAAACUUAGAUUAGAAAAUCUUAAAGCUAAAGAACAAGAUCUUUUAAAACAGAUAAAUUUAUACGACAAGAAAAUUGAAGAAUCAAGAAAGAGUUUGAUAGUUGAAAUUAAAAAAAAAAAUUUACACGAAUCUAAAUCUUCAAUAAUAAACCAUUCUUUUUUAACAAAUUCUAAUUUUUCUGUUCUUCAAAAUAUAAUUAAUUAUGAAAAUGAUUAUGAUCAACAUAUGAAUGAAUCAGAUAAAAUAACAUGGACAGAUGGAAAGAAGUAUUUCUAUCCAACUGCAACUGAUACGGCAUGUGAUCAGAAUAUAUCUCUAAAUAAACCAGUAAAUGAAUUACAAAAAAAAAAUGUUAAUAAAUCAAAAGAAAAUUACAAUAUGUAUAAAAAUAAUUUUGAUUCAGUAAAUAUUGAUAGUUGUAAACCCACAGAACAAUCAUUUCAAUCUUUAGAAUCAAAUGCAGUUUGUGAAGAUAUACAGUUACAUAGAAAACAUACUGAAAAAGAAAUAAAUGAUUCAAAAAAAUGUCAUGAAAUUGAAAUUGAUGGAAACAUUCUUUUAAAACCCCAACUACCGAAUACUUUAAAUAUUCAAGCAUCAAAUAAUCUUAAAUUAAAUUUAAAGGAAGAAACACAUCCAUGUAAAAUAACUGACAAUGAUAUAAAUUUAGAUACUCCCUUAUGUAGGCAUUCUUUUUCAAACCAAAUCAUUUCAGAAAUUUCUAAUAACCAAGAACCAUGUCUAAAAACAGAUGAUAAUAAGUCACUAAUUACACAUGACAAUAUUAACUGCUCCAAUACAGCGAGUCCAUCUGAUAGAAGCGUUAAUCAAAGUAAACUCUUAGUUAAUUUAAUGAAAAAUGAUACUAAUGUUUGUGAAAAGCAGGAAAACAGUAUCAGUCAAUUUGAAGUACCUAAUUAUAAAAUUGGAUUAGAUGAUAUUUAUAGUUCAGAUUUUACAUCAGAUGAUUAUACAUCAAACUUUCAAGGAUCAUAUCAAUUUAAUAAAAAUGAUAAUAUUAUAGAAUUAAAUGACAGUGAACAAAGUAAUGAAACUUCUUAUGAAGAAGAAAGAAGUGAAGGAGAAAUAAUAUUUGAGGAUAAAACAUUUAUAGAACAGUAUUCAGAUGAUCAUAAUGAUUUUGUUCAAAUGAAGAAUUCUACUGAUGACAAAGUACAUGCUAUUACUAAUAAUAUUUUUAACUGUCUUCUAAAAGAUACAAAAAAAUCACUAAAUUCUAAUAUGAAUAAAUCGUUAUUUCGUUCGGAAAUAAAGGAUCUUAAUAAUUUAACUGAAGAAACUCCAUUAUUAUUGAUCUUAAAACGUGAAGAAGAAAAUCAAAACCGGAUUAUUCUCUCUGAGCAAGCAACAGUUAUUUCAAAUGUACUUUUUAAGCAACAUUUCCAACCACUUCUUGCCGAAACUCUUCAAAUGUAUUUACCUAGAUUGAAUGAAAUAGAAAUGGAAAAAUUAAAAGUAUAUUUAAAGUGGUCGUCUUCUAAAAGAAAAAAAUUGAAAUUAUCAGAAUGUUUAAAUUUUAAACACAAAUUUAAUGAUGUUGACAAUGAAAAAUCAUUUGAAUUGUUUUAUCAAAAUUAUCUAGAGCAGAAAAAAUCUCAGACUUUGCAAGAUGAAAGUAACAAUGUUAUGCUUAGUCAUACUCAACAAGAAGCAGAAAAACUAAAACAAGAACAAAUACGUAUUGAAGAAGAAAUUGAGCGUCUUCGCAUGUCCGAAGAAACACAAUUUUUUUUAAGAGAAAUACCUAAUAAGCCACCACCCCCUUACAAGAGUCCCACUAAAAUUAAAUCAAUUCUUGACAUACCUUACACAUCUGAUGAAGUUCACAAAAUAGUUUUGACAGCUGCUAAUCAAUUAUUCAAUGGUUCUCAAAACUCAUUAUCAAACGACUUCAUUAUAGAUUCAGACUCUGUUUUACCUGCUGAUUAUCAAACAUUGAUUUUUGAUUACUGUAAAGAAAUUGCACUUGAUUUAUUUAUCGAUGAAAUAAAUUUACCUUUAUGGAAAAGAUCUAUUAAAAGAUUGAAAAACUUUAGGGCAAGACCAAAAAAUCCUAAAGAUUUAAGUGAUAUAGUUAUAAAAAAAAUGAAUCAGAUUAUUGACAUAGAUGAGUGUGAAGAAAAAGUAAAUAAAUUUGUAGUAAAACAAAUGCAUGAAGAAGAUAGUAAGUGGACUGAUUUUCAAAUGGAUGAAUUAGAAAUACAAAAUAAUAUAGUUCAAAGUUUGAUGAAAAAAUUGGUUUGUGAUACUAUUGCAAAUACCAGAACUAAUUUUUAUUUAAAAUUUAUUUAAAAAAAGUUUUUUUUAGCUUAAUUAAUACUAUAUAUAAGCUAU